UUCAAGCGUUUUGGUUGCCGCGUGUUAACGGGCCCAAUAUCAUUUCGUUAAAAGUUGUAUUAAAAAGUGCAAGUACACCACCUUAAAAUGGGCAAACCAGGAUUCAGUCCACGCGGUGGCGGCGGCGGCGGCGGUGGAGGAGGUGGCUUCCGUGGGCGUGGCGGCGGCGGUGGAGGUGGUGGCGGUGGUGGCGGAUUCGGAGGAGGCGGAUUCGGAGGAGGUCGUGGUCGAGGCGGCGGUGGAGAUCGUGGUAGCCGAGGCGGAUUUGGAGGUGGUCGUGGAGGCGGUGGAGGUCGCGGAGGUGGUGGUGGCCGCGGUGGCUUUGGAGGAAGAGGUGGUGGCGGAGGACGUGGAGGCGGUGGUCGAGGUGGUGGUGGCCGCGGCGGCGGAGGUCGCGGUGGUGGUGCCGGCGGUUUCAAGGCAGGCAAAACGGUCAUCAUCGAACCUCAUCGUCACGAGGGUGUGUUCAUUGCACGCGGCAAGGAGGAUGCCCUGGUCACCAGGAACUUUGUACCCGGAUCCGAAGUCUACGGCGAGAAGCGCAUCUCCGUUGAGUCCAAUGGCGAGAAGAUCGAGUACCGUGUGUGGAAUCCCUUCCGUUCCAAGUUGGCUGCAGCUGUCCUAGGUGGUGUUGAACAGAUUCACAUGCCACCGGGCUCUAAGGUUCUCUACUUGGGAGCAGCCUCCGGAACGACAGUUUCCCACGUUUCAGAUGUUGUAGGACCCGAAGGACUUGUCUACGCCGUGGAGUUCUCCCACCGUUCCGGACGUGAUCUUAUUAAUGUGGCCAAGAAACGCACCAACAUCAUACCCAUCAUCGAGGAUGCUCGCCAUCCGCACAAGUACCGCAUGCUGGUUGGCAUGGUAGACACGAUUUUCGCUGACGUUGCCCAGCCGGAUCAGGGCCGUAUUGUGGCGCUGAAUGCCCAGCACUUCCUGAAGAAUGGCGGUCACUUUGUCAUCUCGAUCAAGGCCUCCUGCAUCGACUCAACGGCGCAGCCUGAAGCGGUAUUCGCUGCCGAGGUAAAGAAAAUGCAGGCUGACAAACUGAAGCCGCAAGAGCAGCUCACGCUAGAGCCUUACGAGAGAGACCACGCCGUCGUCGUCGGCGUAUACCGACCACCGCCCAAGCAGUAAGCAGUCAUCUUCUGCUUGGUUUAGUUUUAAGGCUAUUGUACUAAUACAGACGUGUUGUAUUAAGUUUCUUUUUAAAUAUAAAACCAUAGUUGUAAAGAUAAAUCAAAAUGCAAACUAUUUUUGUAGCAGACGUACAAAAUAUAUUCAGAAACCAAAAGAAAAUGUAAAA
Drosophila eugracilis is the source of this 1306-nucleotide messenger RNA. It is a transcript of the gene Fib, whose product is annotated as rRNA 2'-O-methyltransferase fibrillarin. Gene Ontology annotation, cellular component: nucleolus; Cajal body; small-subunit processome. Lineage: Eukaryota; Metazoa; Arthropoda; Insecta; Diptera; Drosophilidae. Gene Ontology annotation, molecular function: rRNA methyltransferase activity; RNA binding; histone H2AQ104 methyltransferase activity. The record is from RefSeq and is a predicted model, not a curated record. Bases 88 to 1137 code for a protein of 349 amino acids. The transcript has 3 exons. Gene Ontology annotation, biological process: box C/D sno(s)RNA 3'-end processing; rRNA methylation.